ACUAUGUAUUUAUUGUCUUCUCUUUAUAUUCUGGGCUGGAUUUUAUACCAAGGGUCAUCAAGAAUUCUUAUAUUCAGACUUCUUCCCAAGAAUUAUAAUCUCCUUUCCCAGGAAAAUACGCAUUCUGCAAAGAUCCUCGCAUCUUCCUCUAAAAAGCAGAAAUGGGAGAAGAAGCCGUGACUUACUCUGAGGUGCGAGUUCAUUCUUCAUCUCAGGAGCAGAGGAGGGCACCUGACUACUCUGAAAACAAAGGGAUUGUGAAUUCUGAACAUCGAGGCUAUUCUGCCCCGCAGUCUUCAUGGAAGUUACUUUCAGCGGUUCUGGGGAUCAUCUGCUUGGGACUUCUUGUGUCUGUUGGAAUCUUAACUACAAAGAAAGCAGAGCCAUGGUCAGGAAAUCUCACCUCCAGUCAGGAAACAGACCAGAUGGAAUUGAUUUCAGGAAAUUCAGGGAUUCCCCCACUGCCAACAAAAGUUCAAGGUUGGAAAUGUCACCCUUGUGAGGACAACUGGCAUCAACAUGGGGAAAACUGCUACUCUUUUUCUCCACAACCAAAUUCUUGGAUAAAUUGUGAAGUUUACUGUACUACUCGGUCUUCAAGUUUUCUUAAACUAAAUACUGAAAAAGAAAUGGAUUUUGUACAAAAUUUUUCAAUGAAGCAAUGUCAUAUUGGGUCAGAAAAGUUUUGGAUCAGUUUAUAUUACAACAGCAGUGAACGGAAAUGGGCUUGGCAAGAUGGCUCAGCUUUUACCUUGGACAAGCUCCAGUUAACAAAACCUGACAUUGCCUCUAAUCAUUGCAUAUAUAUGAAAAAUGGUCAGUUAUUUGAUGGUAAUUGUAAAGACCCUAGUUAUUGUAUAUGUAAGAAGAGAACAUAUGGAGAUUAAAUCACUCAAAUG
This is a messenger RNA of Myotis brandtii (Brandt's bat), 899 nucleotides long. RefSeq names its product natural killer cells antigen CD94-like. Lineage: Eukaryota; Metazoa; Chordata; Mammalia; Chiroptera; Vespertilionidae. Gene Ontology annotation, biological process: cellular response to molecule of fungal origin. Gene Ontology annotation, molecular function: (1->3)-beta-D-glucan binding. Bases 162 to 887 code for a protein of 241 amino acids. The transcript is spliced from 7 exons. The record is from RefSeq and is a predicted model, not a curated record.